Messenger RNA from Papaver somniferum (opium poppy), 681 nucleotides. Its product is annotated as protein LYK5-like. The transcript has a single exon. Lineage: Eukaryota; Viridiplantae; Streptophyta; Magnoliopsida; Ranunculales; Papaveraceae. Gene Ontology annotation, biological process: protein phosphorylation. The record is from RefSeq and is a predicted model, not a curated record. The coding region runs from base 1 to 681 and encodes 226 amino acids. Gene Ontology annotation, molecular function: ATP binding; protein kinase activity.
AUGACUACACCAUAUCUUGUGUUCGAGUAUGCGGAUAAUGGAUGCUUAAGGGAUUGUCUGUCAAACACAAAGAUCGCCGAGGAGCUUACAUGGGAAAAGAGAAUGCAGAUCUUAUCAGAUGUUGCAGUAGGUCUUCACUACAUUCACCACUACACAAAGCCACCAUAUCUUCAUAGAAAUGUCACUAGCAAGAACGUGUUACUAACGACGGACUGGAGAGCAAAGAUCUCCGGAUUCAAAUUGGCGAAACCUAUUACUAGGAAUGAAGACAUGAAACAAAAUGACAUCUAUCAUGAAUCUCUAAUGAUGGGUAAACUGGGUUACUUAGCACCUGAGUACCUUCGUUUUGGGUUGGUUUCACUGAAGGUAGAUGUCUUUGCGUUUGGAAUUAUUUUGCUUGAACUAAUUUCAGCUAAAGAAGCUCUCGUGGAUGGUUGUCUGUUGAAGGACUCUGUUGAUUUCUUGUCUAACGAUGUUCUUGAAGACACUUCAGGUUGUGUCGAGAAGCUAAAGGAAUUCAUGGAUCCUACUUUGGAAGGAAACUACCCAAUAGGUGAUGCGUUGUGUUUAGCUCUAUUGGCAAAGGGUUGUGUAGAAGAGGAUCCUCACCAUAGACCCACCAUGAAUGAUGUACUGAAAGCUCUUUCAAGAAUUGUUCUUCUUCCUUCUUGUCUUACUUGA